This is a messenger RNA of Leptopilina boulardi, 1713 nucleotides long. RefSeq names its product 2-Hydroxyacid oxidase 1-like. Lineage: Eukaryota; Metazoa; Arthropoda; Insecta; Hymenoptera; Figitidae. The record is from RefSeq and is a predicted model, not a curated record. Bases 213 to 1295 code for a protein of 360 amino acids. Gene Ontology annotation, molecular function: FMN binding; oxidoreductase activity. The transcript has 9 exons.
CAUUAAAAAAAAUGACAUAAAAUAUUGACAUUGCUAAAAAAAAAUUGUUAUCAGAAUCAUUUUUUUUUUUUCUACAAACAUAUUUGAUACUAUAAUCUGUUUGAUGUUCUGUUUUAAAAAAAUCGUCAGCUUAUGUAUUACAAUUGAAGACAAAUUCUCGACAAAGAGAUUUUAAUAUUCGUCAAGGGAACAAGAUUUUUAUUUAAAAGGAAAUGAUGAAUUUUGUUUGUGUCAAGGAUUAUGAGGAAAAGGCUCUAAAUCUUCUGUCGCCGAAUAUUAGAGAUUUUUUCCGAGGUGGAUCAGGAGAAGAAAGUACAUUAAAAUGGAAUCGAGAAGCCUUUAGAAAAAUUCGAAUUUUACCGAGAAUGAUGAGGAAUGUUAAGAAUGUUGAUAUCACCACGACUAUUUUGGGAGAAAAAGUUUCAAUGCCUUUGGGAAUUUCACCAACAGCUAUGCAAAAAAUGGCCCAUCCCGAUGGCGAAUGUGCCAAUGCAAAAGCCGCAGAAGCAGCGGGAAUAAUUUACACUCUCUCGACAUUAUCAUCAGCUUCAAUAGAAGAAGUUGCGAAAGCGGCUCCAAAGUGCAUUAAAUGGUUUCAAAUUUAUGUAUUUCCUGAUAGAAAAUUAACUCUUGAUUUGGUGCGUCGUGCGGAAAAAUCUGGAUACAAAGCAUUAGUAGUAACAGUCGAUUCGCCAACAGCGGGAAAUAGAAGAAAUGAAUUACGAAAUAAUUUCAAGAAACCUCCACAUAUAAAAUUUGCAAACUUAGAAGACUAUUCAUUGGAAAAUAGUUUCAAUAAUAAUUAUCCCUAUUCACUGCGUUUGGAUUCAUCGCUCUCGUGGAAAGAUAUUUCGUGGCUGAAAAAACAUACAUCUCUACCUAUUGUAAUAAAAGGAAUAUUGACUGCUGAAGAUGCUCUUCUUUCGAUAAAAUAUGGUGCGAAUGCAAUUUUAAUUUCAAAUCAUGGAGGUCGACAAACUGACGGUGCACCUGCAACGAUUGAAGUUUUGCCGGAAAUUGUUAAGGCAGUUGGAGAAAAGGUUGAAAUUUAUGUCGAUGGUGGAUUUUCUCAAGGAUCUGACGUUUUUAAAGCCCUUGCCUUGGGAGCUAAAAUGGCACUUUUCGGAAGACCGAUAUUAUGGGCCUUGGCCUGUGAAGGUGAAAAAGGAGCAAAAAAUAUUUUGGAAAUAAUGAAAAAAGAUAUUAUUCUCAUGUUUACUUUAACAGGAUGCAGAUCCAUAAAGGAAGUUACUAAAAAUAUGAUUUGCCAUGAAUCCAAAUUUAGUCGGCUUUAAAUUAUAUAAAAAAAAGAACCUCAUUCAUAAAAUAUUUCUUCUUUUGUUUAAAAAAAUAUUAAUUUUUAAAAUUUAAUAUAUAAUAUUGGGAAAACCUUUAAAAAAACAAAAUUAAUUUAAGUUUAUUAUAAUUUUAUUAAUAUCUUACGAUAUGUUGAUGAUAUUUUACAUAUUAUAGUAUGUAGAAAAUAGUAAUAAUUAAAAAAUACAAAUAGUUCAAUAAGUUAGACAAUAAUUAACAGCCGAUGUAAUUGAUUAUUAAUUAAUCAACAGCCUUAUGUAUUAUCACUUGUUAUAUUUUAAAUAUUUACGAAUAAUUUCCUUCAUUUAAGGCACAAUUAUUUAUAUAGUAAAUAAAACAGAAAAAAUUCAAAUUUAAUUUCACAUAUUUUUCAUUAGUGCCCUUUUCUAAAAAUAG